Esox lucius (northern pike) is the source of this 1860-nucleotide messenger RNA. RefSeq names its product karyopherin alpha 2 (RAG cohort 1, importin alpha 1) (gene kpna2). Gene Ontology annotation, cellular component: cytoplasm; nucleus. Gene Ontology annotation, molecular function: protein binding; nuclear import signal receptor activity. Gene Ontology annotation, biological process: NLS-bearing protein import into nucleus. Lineage: Eukaryota; Metazoa; Chordata; Actinopteri; Esociformes; Esocidae. The record is from RefSeq and is a predicted model, not a curated record. The transcript has 11 exons. The coding region runs from base 160 to 1740 and encodes 526 amino acids.
AGGGGGACGCUUUUACUCGAACAGACCAAUCCUGGAGCUUUGUGGCAGGAAUUUAAAGGUCUGAACGAAAUUUAAAUGCACCAGAAUUUCUUUCGAAGGACUCGGUGUUUCAGAUAUUUUUUGAUUCUUGAUUAAACUACCUUGGCGGUCUUUACAAAAAUGUCUGCUGGUAACGAAAACUGUGACCGUCUCAACAAGUUCAAGAAUAAGGGAAAAGAUGCAAAUGAACUCAGACGUAGGAGGGUGGAAGUUAACGUCGAACUUCGCAAAGCAAAGAAGGAUGAUCAGAUCUUCAAAAGAAGAAAUGUCACCACUUUAGCGGACGAAGCAACCUCCCCACUUCAAGAGAAAAGCCAGAAUUCUCAGGCCACACGACAGUGGUCCGUGGAAGAGAUUCUCACUGGCGUGAAUAGUAGUAAUCUUGAUGUCCAGCUCGACGCCGCACAAGCAGCAAGGAAAUUGCUAUCACGUGAGCGGCAUCCUCCCAUUGAGCUUAUAAUCGGUGCUGGGCUGAUUCCUAAGUUCGUAGCUUUCUUGGGUUUCGUGGAUUCGCCGCCUAUCCAGUUUGAGGCCGCCUGGGCUCUAACCAACAUUGCAUCUGGAACAUCUGACCAGACCAGUGCUGUUGUGAAAGGUGGAGCCAUUCCUGCCUUUAUAAGCCUAAUCAGUUCUCCUCACCCCCACAUCAGUGAGCAGGCUGUCUGGGCAUUGGGUAAUAUUGCAGGAGAUGGGUCGGUCUACAGAGACAUGGUCAUCAAGCACGGAGCUGUGGCUCCCCUGCUCAGUUUGCUUGCUGUCCCUGAGCUGUCUGUGUUCUCUUCUGGAUAUCUAAGGAACAUCACCUGGACGUUGUCAAACCUAUGCCGCAACAAGAACCCGUCUCCUCCUCUGGCAGCUGUGCAGCAGAUCCUUCCCACGCUGGUGCGUCUGCUGCACCAUGAGGAUAAGGAGGUGCUGGCUGACACCUGCUGGGCAGUGUCCUAUCUGACUGACGGACCUAAUGAUCGCAUUGAAGUGGUGGUGCAGACUGGCCUGGUCUCCCGCCUGGUGCAGCUGCUUGGCUACCGGGACCUAUCCAUUGUGACUCCUUCUCUGCGCGCAAUUGGAAAUAUUGUGACUGGCACAGAUGAACAGACUCAGGCAGUGCUGAAUGCUGGGGCCCUUGCCAUGUUCCCUGGCCUGCUGUGUCAUCACAAGAGUAACAUUCAGAAGGAGGCCUCUUGGACUCUUUCCAACAUCACUGCUGGUAGAGACACUCAGAUCCAGGAUGUCAUCAAUGCUGGCCUUGUCCCUUUAAUGGUGGAUGUCCUCCGCAAGGGUGACUACAAAACUCAGAAAGAAGCAGUGUGGGCAAUAACCAACUUGACCAGUGGGGGCACUGUUGAACAGAUUGUGUACCUUGUUCAAGCCAAUGUGCUGGAGCCUCUGUUGAAUCUGCUCUCAACAAAGGACAGCAAAACCAUCCUUGUCAUUUUGGAUGCCAUUACCAACAUCUUCCUAGCAGGAGAUAAGAUUGGUGAAGUAGACAAACUGUGUCUGAUGAUCGAGGAAUGUGGUGGCCUAGACAAGAUUGAAGCUCUGCAGUCCCAUGAGAAUGAGCUUGUCUACAAAGCAUCCCUCAACCUGAUUGAGAAAUAUUUCUCUGGCGAGGAAGAGGAAGACCAAUGCGUUGCCCCAGAAACGACAACCGAUGGCUAUGCAUUCCAGAUCACUGAAAACCAAAGCACUUUCAACUUCUAAGUACCUCUUCGCUAUGUAAUCUCUACUUUAUACUGUCAUUGUUUGUGCUCUGUAAUAAAGUCUAAUUCUUUGUCUAAUGUACAUACCUUUUAAAAAUCAAUGUAAAUAAAACUGUUGAAA